Carlito syrichta (Philippine tarsier) is the source of this 829-nucleotide messenger RNA. It is a transcript of the gene MED18, whose product is annotated as mediator complex subunit 18. Bases 161 to 787 code for a protein of 208 amino acids. The transcript is spliced from 3 exons. The record is from RefSeq and is a predicted model, not a curated record. Gene Ontology annotation, biological process: regulation of transcription by RNA polymerase II; termination of RNA polymerase II transcription. Gene Ontology annotation, molecular function: transcription coregulator activity. Gene Ontology annotation, cellular component: core mediator complex; mediator complex. NCBI's taxonomy places the organism in Eukaryota, Metazoa, Chordata, Mammalia, Primates, Tarsiidae.
GAGGGCUGGAGUCUAAUGGUUACUCAAAAUUUCCGAGGUGCACAGGUGGAUAUGAUCCCCGGUUUUUCGAGAAGAAGCUAGACUGCGCACGGAGGUAUAUCCUGUACCUUGCUUGAUUGGGGGCUCUGAGUCCAGUUCUGUUGUCUUCAGCUUAAGCACCAUGGAGGCACCUCCAGUCACCAUGAUGCCUGUCACGGGGGGCACCAUUAACAUGAUGGAGUACCUGUUGCAGGGAAGUGUUUUGGAUCACAGUCUGGAAAGCCUCAUCCACCGCCUUCGUGGUUUGUGUGACAACAUGGAACCUGAGACUUUCCUUGACCAUGAGAUGGUAUUUCUUCUUAAGGGCCAGCAAGCCAGCCCAUUUGUCCUAAGGGCCCGCCGCUCUAUGGACAAGGCAGGGGCACCCUGGCAUCUGCGCUACCUGGGACAGCCAGAAAUGGGAGACAAGAACCGUCAUGCCUUAGUGCGCAACUGCGUGGACAUUGCCACAUCUGAAAACCUCACUGACUUCUUGAUGGAAAUGGGCUUUCGCAUGGACCAUGAGUUUGUUGCCAAGGGACACUUGUUCCGUAAGGGCAUCAUGAAGAUUAUGGUGUACAAGAUUUUCCGCAUCCUGGUGCCAGGAAACACAGACAGCACUGAGGCCCUGUCGCUCUCCUAUCUUGUGGAACUAAGUGUUGUUGCACCAGCUGGGCAGGACAUGGUCUCAGAUGACAUGAGGAACUUUGCUGAGCAGCUGAAACCUCUGGUACACCUAGAGAAAAUAGACCCCAAAAGGCUCAUGUGACUAAGAGGGUCUGUCCACCUUUGGGACCUGUCCUCGCUUGUU